Messenger RNA from Sardina pilchardus (European sardine), 1971 nucleotides. Its product is annotated as kinesin-related protein 4-like. Gene Ontology annotation, biological process: mitotic spindle assembly checkpoint signaling. The record is from RefSeq and is a predicted model, not a curated record. Lineage: Eukaryota; Metazoa; Chordata; Actinopteri; Clupeiformes; Clupeidae. Gene Ontology annotation, molecular function: DNA binding. The transcript has 10 exons. The coding region runs from base 112 to 1248 and encodes 378 amino acids.
CAAAUAUUUGUUUCUGCUCUGUAACGGGAAGUUGCAUUCUUACUAUUUUGAAAUCAGCAUUCAACAGGCAGCAGGGUUCGAACCACAAACCACGCCGGGUUCUGCGAAAAGAUGAAGAUGGAGACGGAGAUGGAGGUGGAGGUGGAGGAGCCAUGUGGACCUGUGGACGCGAGUCACAAGCAAGUCUGCCUCGACCUGGAGAAGGCCACCCAGUGCAUCACCCUAGCAUUACAGCAUGAAGUGGUUAAGAACCAGGAGCUCCGCAUGCUGAUUUGUCGUCUGGAAGAGAAGGAGGCGGAGACUGGGCGGAGCCUAACAGAGCAGGUGGAGUCAAACAAGCAGCUGAAGCUGAAGAUCGAUGAACUGCAACAUCUGGGGGAGAAGGACCACUCACUGACACAGGCCAACCAGACUGUGUCUUUCCUGAAGAAUGAACUAAGGGAGCUGCUCCAACAGCUGCACAACCAACGAAGCAACAGGGUGAUGCAGGUCGUGCUUGAGAAACUGCAGGGCUGGGAGCGUCAUUUGGAAGUGAGACACGCACAGCUCAACUCUCCACUCCAGCCGACAGCAGGUGAGGAGUCGCUGGACUGGUCAGAGGUUGUUGCUCCCAAUUUGCUGGUCUCUGGAAUUAAAGAAGAAAAUGCUGUUCCUGGAUAUGAGGAGUGUAGCAGGUUUGAGGGAGCUGACCACAAAGCGGAACAGAGCUCCUCUUCAAAACCCAAACUGACCCAGACUUCGCUGGUCUCGUCUGAAGGUCUGGUGGCUCCUGCAACUGAUGAUGAUGAUUAUGAAGAUGAUGGCGACACUGUCGUCUUCGACGACGACGACGACGACGAAGAUUAUGAAGAUGAUGGUGACACUGACGACGAUGAUGAUGACGAAGAGUAUACAGACUACAGUCGUGCAGUGAAGACAAGAAAGAGAGGAAAGUCCAGAAUAGACCAGACCAGGACUUCCUCUGGAGCCAUUCAAGCUUACCUGCUGCAGGACCCAGCAAUGGACUUGGCGGCACCACCCCCUGUAAGGAAGAGGCGACCGAUAACCAGUAUUGUCUGGCAUCACUUCACGGUCAGCUCAGCGGAUCCGACUAAAGCUAUCUGCAAGUUAUGCAAGGCCAUCAUCGGCCGAGGCAGAGACAAGAGAAAGCUCUCGACGACCCCCAUGCAUAACCAUUUACAAUGCAAGCACUCCGCUCUGCCCAAGACUCCGCCGGCGCAGGGCCAUACACCACCCACUGAUCUAUAAAGAAUACCUGGAUAGAGCAUCUACGUCAAAAUUCUGAAGCCUACAUGGGGGCGGCCAUUAUGGGACCACUUGCCAUAGGAAUGCAUAGACAGUAAGACCUUGUUUACACGUGUCUAGAGUUUGAAAAAAACGGAUAUUUUGAUAUGCGUUUGUUUUAAUAAUCGCGUUUACACGGCAUUCGAUUAAAACAUAUAUCCAUACACACUGGAAUGCAAAACUAUUCCAAAUACGAAUGUUUACAGAAUGACGUCUACUUCUAGGCUACAUCUGCGUGCCUUGCCCUACCCCCUUUCAGUUCAUGGCAGGUGAGGAAAGACGCUAGUUUACCAGUGUAUUAGUUAAUCAGUUUGGCCAAAUUGACAACGUGUUGGAAUGGACGACACAGUAUGAAAGAACUAAUAUGAGAUGGAGAUGAACGGUCAGUUAGGUUAUAUCAGGGCUGAGCGUGACAGUCACGCAAUUUGACCCAUUCUCACACAACACGCCAUACAUUUCUCACACUUAUUUUCCCCUUUCAGUAUUAUUUUCAGGAUAAUAAACUUUGGUCCUUGUCUUGCCUUGCCGUAGUUCGAGCAACUCUGAUUGACUGACCGCAAUAACGAAUCCAUCAGUCUUUUGUGCCUAAAUCUAACCAACCACGGAAGCCAAAACGCAAUAUAAACCAAUGAGAAGCAACGUAAGGCGGGCCUUGGCGUUGAGCGCUGAGUCCCACAUUUAAAAAGA